This is a messenger RNA of Boleophthalmus pectinirostris (great blue-spotted mudskipper), 1054 nucleotides long. RefSeq names its product ciliogenesis and planar polarity effector 2 (gene cplane2). Gene Ontology annotation, molecular function: GTP binding; GTPase activity. The record is from RefSeq and is a predicted model, not a curated record. The transcript is spliced from 5 exons. Bases 142 to 888 code for a protein of 248 amino acids. Lineage: Eukaryota; Metazoa; Chordata; Actinopteri; Gobiiformes; Gobiidae.
UCGAAGUUUACGGAAGUCUCCAUCGCCGUCUCAUAGUAGAGUACAUUUGAGGUAUAUUUGAUAUUGACUAAAAUUCGUCUGUUUAAAAUGUCGACACCAGCAACACGAUGCUAAUGUUCGUUAGCUUCAAUUUACAAGAAAAUGGCCCAAGUUCCUUCUCCUGGAUCCAUCAUUGUGGCGGACUGGCAUCAGUGUAAAGAUAGCAAAGAGUAUUUCAAUAAGAUCCUACACAAGAAAAGGAGAAGACAAUUUGGCUUAUUGGAGUCCCCCAUGAUGUCCCCUCUCGCAGCUGUAGACACGGUUCAAUACAAAAUCUUUCUUUCUGGAAAGAGUGGAGUUGGAAAAACCUCUGCUGUGGCACGUUUGGCUGGUGUAAAUAUUCCCAAUAUACACUAUGAAACCAUAGGUAUUGAGACCACAAUAGUGUACUGGCCAGUUAAAAUCAAAGAAAGUGGAAGGGUGCUAUUUUUCCGCCUUCAGUUAUGGGACUGUGGAGAGAACGCGCUGAAAAGAUUUGACCAUAUGCUUCCUUUUUGUAAAGAGCAGAUAGAUGCAGUUCUCCUUCUCUUCUCUUUCACCGAUCGGAUAUCAUUUGAAGACCUCCCAAAUCAAAUAUCCAAGUGGAUGGGACCGUCACCAGACAGGGUUGUCAAGUUGGUGGUUGGCACAAAAUUUGACCUGUUCAUGCACUGUGAUGUGGCAGAGAGAGACGUGAGGGCCUUCCGGUCAACCUGGGGGCUGCCAGUGCUGCAUGUGGGGGGAGAGGUCAGUGACGGUCUGGGUGAUGUGGCUCAGCUACUCAACUGUCUGUGUGAAAACCUGUGGUAUCAAGACUGCCUCAGAGCUGGAGCAGAAAGGGACCAACCACACACACAGACUUUCCUUUGACUUUUGGGUCCACUGGUCUCUGCAUUAUGGACUAAAGGAGCAUUGUUUAAGUUUUCUGGUGAGAUUUGGCCAUCUGUUUGUCUCCAUGAAGAUGUUAUUGCUUCACCUGAAUGUUCCACUGUAUUGCAUUAAACAUCCAUUAUUAUAUACUGUACUAACAACAAUG